AUGAUUUUAUAACAAGAAUUAGUAGAAGAUUAAAAAAGAUAAGCAUAUGAAUAGUUAGGUGAUAAUCCAACAGAAGUUGAUAUUAAAUAUGUUAGCUAUUUACUAAAAAUUCCAUUACUCACAAUUAGAUAAUGGUUAGAUGAAAAAGCUGGACUUGAUCUUUAAAUUGAAAUUUAACCAGAAGAAGAAAAAGAUGUAGAAAUUAUUGGUAUCACCUAAAAAAAAAUUAAAUUAUUAAGUCUUUAACAUCUUUAAGUAAAAGAGGAAGAAACAUCAUAAUAAAAAUAAAAUUGUUAAUAGUAGAAAAAAAAAAUUAAAACUACAGAAUCUAAUGAUAAAGUGAAAUAGCAUAAAAAGAAGGAAGUAAAUAAGUCAACUAUAACAAACAAAAAGCUUCAAAAAAUGAAUACUAAAAAUAUAAAUAUCUCCAAUCAACAAACUUAAGAGAAAUAAUAGCAAGAAAAUAAUAGUAAAAUUUAGAAAUAAUAUACUAAUUAUAAUUUAUUAAAAUAAUUUGAUUAGAUAUAACUUAAUUUAGAAGAAUUAGUUUAAAAUGAUAUUCAGUUUAAUUAAGAAAAACCUUAAAAUCAAAUUAAUAAUUAAAAUUAAUAGAUACCUAAUCAAAGAAAUUAAAUUUAGAAUUCAAAUUAAUAAAUUGAUUAAGCAACAAAACCACUUAGGAUUUGCAUUUAAAAUUAGGAUCAGCCUUAAUAACAAUUAUAAUCAAAAAAUAAUGAAAAACCUGUUUAAUAAUCUUAAAUAAAUCAAUCCAAAAUGAAUCCCUCUGCAUAAACAGAUUUGACUUAGUAUUUGGAUGAUUGGUAAUCCUAAAACUAACAAUAAAAUUAAUAAGUUCGAAAAUAAUUUUAGUAUCCAAAUAUUUAAAAAACAAAUGCUCUAUAAUAAUAAGCAAAAAAUUAACAGAAACAUAAUAAGAUGUAUUAUGGAAAUAAUUAAAAUAGUGAAAAAGUAAAGCACAUAAUUGUAUUAGAUGACGAUUGUAAUAUAAAAUAAAGCAAUAAUAAUUAAAAGAAAUAGGUUCAAUAAAAACCAAACGAUUAGAGUUAAUAAAACCCUAUUGUAAUCCAAAAUCUGAAUAAAGAAUUGAUUAAUAAAGAUUAAAAUAAUUUAAAUAGAAAAAAUCAAACAAAUAAUUCAGAUUAAUAGAUAACACAUAUUCAUCAGAAGGAGAAAUAAAAUUAAGAAAAUUAAAAUUAAAACAAACAAGUGAAUAAUUCUAAGAAUAUCUCAGAAUAAUAAUAAUAAUAAUAAUAAUAAUAAUAAUAAUAAAAUAAACUUUUAGAAUCUAAUAAAGUCUCUAAUGAAUCAUAGUUAUAAAUAAAAUCAUCAAUAAUUUAAAAUUAGUAGUCAGAUUAAUAAUAAUAAAAUGUUAUCGAGAUAUAAGAUAAUGUAAAUUUUUAAUAAGUUUCGGAAUAAAAAUAAGCAAAUUAAUAGUAACACUAAAACUCAAAUUAGAAUUAAAAUGAAAUUUCUUAACCAGUAUAAAAAAUUUAACAAUAAAGAUUAUCAAACAUAACUUCUCAUCAAUCUUAAUAGUAGAACACAAAUAAUGAUAUUAUUGCUUCGAAAAAUUAAAAUAUAGAUUAUUUGAUUAAUAAGUAAGCAUCAAUCACCUCUGAACUUAAUUUAAUCCAAUAAUAAUUAAAUUAAGCUUUGUAUUAACCAAAUUCUUAAAUUCAUGAAGUUAAAUAACAAUAUUAUGGUUCCUAAGAAGUAAUGUAAAUAUUGAAUUAACAUUCUUAAACAUUAACACAAGUAGUUUCUAUGUUAUCAACGAUAGGAAGCUUUUAAUUUUCUUUGAUGGAAAGAUUAAAUCUAGUUUACAAUUCAGUGAACAAUAAUAGUUGA
Molecule: messenger RNA, 1869 nt
Organism: Paramecium sonneborni
Lineage: Eukaryota; Ciliophora; Oligohymenophorea; Peniculida; Parameciidae
Source: the annotation of a GenBank genome assembly